Molecule: messenger RNA, 2157 nt
Organism: Linum trigynum
Lineage: Eukaryota; Viridiplantae; Streptophyta; Magnoliopsida; Malpighiales; Linaceae
Source: the annotation of a GenBank genome assembly
UCUCAAAAGUCAAAACAAAGAUUUAUGUUUCGAUAAUUCCAUUGAGUUUUUGUCCCGGAGAAAAAUCAAAACAAGGACAAUAAACCGAAAUAAACAAAUCAAAUUGAAAGCUGAAAUUGGUAGGUCAUAUGUUUCAGUAUAAGCACACCAAAUUAAAAGGGAAUUACCAACAGUAUUACUACCAUCAAUUCAAUUCUUACAGCCACUAAUCCCGUGGAGGAAGAAGCAGUAAAAAUGAAGGAGCAAACUACGCGCGCUAUGUGGUGGAGAUCGCCGUCUUUCAUCCUCGACAAUCGGCAGCAGCAGCAGCCAUACGACACCGCACGAGGCGACGCCCUCUCCAUCCCGCUCUCGUCUCCGCUACCUCCCUCCACCACCAUGGCGGAUCCUAACCCUAAUCCAAAUCCCAACCCCCUCACCGACAAAAUCUCCGCUUACUACCAGACCCGCGCCGCCCACCACGGCGUCGUCUCCAGCGACUGGCUCGCCCAGGCUCAGGCCGCCGUCGGCCACCUCCCCGAAGGCGACGACGAUGCCAAUACUACCGACCAGGGAGCUUCUUCGGGCAAGCCGUUCAGCGUCAUCGACGAGUUCAACAAUUGGCGGAAACAGCCCGACUUGGCCGAGGCCGUCGCUGCUAUCAGGGCUCUUGCCGCCGUCAUUCGGAAUAGCCAGGCCACGACCAUGAUGGAGCUCGAGAUUGAGCUCAAGAAGGCCUCUGACUCCCUCAAGUCCUGGGACACGACAUCAAUAUCUUUAACUGCAGGAUGUGAUCUGUUCAUGCGAUAUGUAACCAGAACUUCAGCCUUGGAGUAUGAGGAUUUCAAUUCGGCUAAGACCCGCUUGAUUGAACGAGCUGAGAAGUUUGGCGAGAUAUCGUACAAGGCACGUAAGAUCAUUGCGAUGCUUAGCCAAGAUUUCAUCUUUGAUGGUUGUACAAUAUUGGUUCAUGGCUUCUCGAGAGUUGUGUUGGAAGUUCUGAAGACUGCAGCUCAAAGUAAAAAACUAUUUCGAGUUUUCUGCACAGAGGGAAGGCCAGACAGAACUGGAUUAAGGUUGUCUAAUGAGCUAGCCAAGCUUGAUGUCCCAGUGAAGCUCCUUAUAGACUCCGCUGUUGCCUACUCCAUGGACGAGGUGGACAUGGUAUUUGUGGGAGCCGAUGGAGUGGUGGAAAGUGGAGGUAUAAUCAACAUGAUGGGGACGUAUCAGAUUGCCCUCGUGGCACACAGCAUGAACAAACCUGUUUACGUGGCAGCUGAAAGCUACAAGUUUGCUCGUCUGUACCCACUAGACCAGAAGGACAUGGGUCCUGCCUUACGCCCCAUAGAGUUUGGAGUGCCGAUCCCAUCGAAGGUAGAGGUUGAAACAUCUGCUCGGGAUUAUACGCCACCUCAGUAUCUUACUCUGUUGUUCACUGAUCUCGGUGUACUAACGCCAUCGGUAGUCAGUGACGAACUGAUUCAGCUCUACUUAUAAUAAGUGGUUGAUGAUUUUGGUUUUGUUCUGUUUGUGACGAAGAGUGUUGAGAAAGUGCUGCUUGCUCUGGAUUCUUACAGUUACUGAUAAAAGUGAUGAACAGGUUGGGCAACUGCAGUUGGAACUUGGAGGGAAGUAGUUGUUUCACCUUCUAAAUUCGUUGACGGCGUGUAUGGGAAGGAAAUUUUGUGAUUCAUGAACUGGCUGGUGAAUUGUGAUUGGAAGAAGCGUGGAAUGAUUCUUAUUUUUAUCUGGUCUUUCAAUGGGGUUAUGUAGGUUGAUGAGAUUGGUUCAAAAUGUAUGUAGGGUUAAGGCAUGUCCAAUGAGCUGGACAGGCUCGAUGUCCCAUUGAACUGCUUGUAGUUGUAGACUCUGCUGUUUAAACAUCAGAUGAGUAAUGGAUCUUCGCAUCCAAGAUCAGCAGCAGACAAGGUUGAUGUUUAAAGGAAUAAGAGGGGUUAAGGAAGAGAGUGGCUGGCAGACAAGCGAUCGAGAAAGACUGUAGGAGAGGGAAGGAACGUGAUAGAGGGAGAAUUAGGAAAAAAGAUUAGGCAAUAGUAAGCUGCUCGUACCGACUAACAUAAUAAUACAAAAUUUUAGCCAGCUCUACUAAUCCUACCAACAAUACUAUUUUUCUCUCACUACCAGUCAUUUCUAGUUAAAUAAAAAUUUGCGAUGACA